Messenger RNA from Mauremys mutica (yellowpond turtle), 7353 nucleotides. It is a transcript of the gene NRXN1, whose product is annotated as neurexin 1. The coding region runs from base 1260 to 5756 and encodes 1498 amino acids. The transcript has 22 exons. Lineage: Eukaryota; Metazoa; Chordata; Testudines; Geoemydidae. The record is from RefSeq and is a predicted model, not a curated record.
AGCACCUGGGCCGGUAUGUGCGGAGCAGCCGCUCAAUGCGGUACAAUAAAUUAAUGCUGGCUACGAGGAAAGGGCGUGAAUUGGACCCUGCGCUGCUGUGUCCGGACGCUCCAGGCCCGGGCUGGGGCAGGCACGAGCAGGGCGGAGGCUGCUCUGCGGGGGGUUGCCAUCUCCUGGGGUGACACGUUUCCAGCAGGCGCUACCCAGUGUCUGUGAUCGUCCAGCGGCAUUGUCGAGGGCUGGCACCGACUGGGGGAUAACAAAGGCCGGGGACAGCCUCGCCGGUGCCUGCCCGCUCUGCAUCGCGUGGUGCUCGCAGUAGGUGACUGGCGAUUAGUCGCUGCCGCUGCUGUCCAUGAAGUUUCCAGUCCCACUGCUCCGCUUGGGUGCGGGUUCCUCUGGGGAACAACAAGCAAACAUCGCUGAAGUUGCGAAGAGGCAAACAAAAUAUCAAAAAAACCCACAAAAACCUUGGAUCAUAGUUUUGGCCUUGUACAGGAGAACAGAAGAGAAGCUGUCAUGCUUUGCAUGUCAAGUAGCUACUGAGCUGCUUGACAGCUUCUGGAUUCCAGCCCCACUGGGAAUGAGGCAGCACAGGAAACCAUGAGUAAUGAGUCCUGUGGUCUGCUUCUGCUGCUAUAACACCAUGGCAGGCAGUCCAUGAUCCAAUAGGAGGAUCUGUCCUAGGAAGGCAGCGCUGGAAUUGGUAAUUUAUUCCUUGAGAAAGGAGAGGAAAAACCUUUGGGAAAAUACAGUUGGUGGAUAACAUGUAAAAAGAAGUCCACACACAUUGGGAUACUGAUGCAUUCUCGCUGGGUUUGUGGAUCCACUUGGAGAAGGGUUUUUUGACAUUUUCCCCCCCCCCCACUCCAAAGUUGGUAAUGUGGGGUUUUGGUAAAAUUUCUGCUGACUCAUACAUGCCUAGACACCUCUUGCUAAACCAAGUUGAUAAGUGAGUAAGCCUAUUGGUGCCUUCUUUUUUGCUGAAGAUCUCUUGCAGUUCAGCCAAGAUUGACCACCCAACACGUGGGUCAUUCCUUGUAGGGGAUCCCAGCUCACACGUGCAUCUUGGGCACUCACAACCUGGGCCUCUCAUGCUAGGGAGGCAUUUACAAUAACCACAGUGUAAAGGGGAAAUAAGAGUGAGUCAACUGUCUAGCGUGAGAGGUGACUGGAAAGAUUUUACCCUGUCUGCUCCAGCCCCCCUCCCACCUUCCCCCCCUCCACACCCCCCUCUCCCCCGCCCAACCCCACGAAGCAUGGGGGCUGUGCUCCUCAAGCGUGGGGGCUGUCUCCUGCUGUGGCUGGCCCUGCUGCUGGGCUGCUGGACUGAGCUUGGCAGUGGCCUGGAGUUCCCAGGGGCUGAGGGCCAAUGGACCCGCUUUCCCAAGUGGAAUGCCUGCUGUGAGAGUGAAAUGAGCUUCAAUAUGAAGACACGCAGCUCCAGUGGGUUGGUCCUCUAUUUUGAUGAUGAGGGGUUCUGUGACUUCCUGGAGCUGAUCUUGACUCAAGGUGGGAGGCUUCAGCUCAGCUUCUCUAUCUUCUGUGCUGAGCCUGCCACCCUGCUGAUUGACACACCUGUCAAUGACAACCUCUGGCACACAGUGGUCAUCCGCCGCCAUUUUAAGAACACAACACUGCUCAUUGACCAGACCGAGGCAAAGUGGGUGGAAGUGAAGUCCAAGCGGCGUGACAUGACUGUCUUCAGUGGCCUCUUCUUGGGUGGGCUCCCACCCGAGCUCCGCUCAGCAACCCUGAAACUGACACUUUCCUCGGUGAAGGACCGGGAGCCGUUCAAGGGCUGGAUAACUGAUGUCAGGGUCAACUAUACACAGGCCUCACCUGUGGAGAGUCAGGAGGUGCGGCUGGAUGAUGAGCAGAGCCGCCUGUGCGCCAGGGAUGAUGUUUGCCUCAACGGUGGCAUCUGCUCGGUGCUCAACGACCAGGCUGUCUGCGACUGCUCACAAACUGGCUUUCGGGGGAAGGACUGCAGUGAAGAAGACAACUAUGUGGAAGGUCUGGCGCACCUGAUGAUGGGCGACCAAGGAAAAGAAGAAUAUAUUGCAACAUUCAAGGGAUCGGAAUAUUUCUGCUAUGAUUUGUCCCAGAACCCCAUACAGAGCAGCAGUGAUGAAAUAACUCUGUCAUUUAAAACUCUUCAGAGGAACGGACUGAUGCUUCAUACAGGAAAAUCAGCUGAUUAUGUCAAUCUUGCACUGAAAAAUGGAGCUGUCUCGUUGGUCAUUAAUUUGGGCUCAGGGGCCUUUGAAGCACUGGUGGAACCUGUGAAUGGAAAAUUUAAUGACAAUGCCUGGCAUGAUGUGAAAGUAACCAGGAAUCUGCGUCAGCACUCAGGCAUUGGACACGCUAUGGUAAACAAACUACAUUGUUCGGUGACAAUAUCAGUGGAUGGAAUUCUGACUACUACGGGCUACACGCAAGAAGACUACACCAUGCUGGGUUCUGAUGACUUUUUCUAUGUUGGUGGCAGUCCUAGCACAGCAGACCUACCAGGGUCACCAGUCAGUAACAACUUUAUGGGCUGUCUCAAAGAGGUUGUAUAUAAAAAUAACGAUGUCAGACUGGAGUUAUCUCGACUUGCCAAGCAAGGAGAUCCUAAAAUGAAGAUUCAUGGAGUUGUAGCAUUUAAAUGUGAGAAUGUUGCAACCUUGGAUCCAAUCACAUUUGAAACACCGGAGUCUUUCAUCUCUUUGCCAAAGUGGAAUGCCAAGAAAACAGGGUCAAUAUCAUUUGACUUUCGCACAACUGAGCCAAAUGGACUGAUUCUUUUCAGUCAUGGAAAACCAAGGCAUCAGAAAGAUGCCAAACACCCACAAAUGGUAAAGGUUGACUUUUUUGCCAUUGAGAUGCUUGAUGGUUACCUUUACCUGCUGUUAGAUAUGGGAUCGGGUACUAUUAAAAUAAAAGCCUUGCAAAAGAAAGUGAAUGAUGGAGAGUGGUACCAUGUGGACUUUCAGCGGGAUGGACGGUCAGGUACCAUUUCUGUGAACACAUUACGUACACCUUACACUGCACCAGGAGAAAGCGAAAUCCUAGACCUAGAUGAUGACUUGUAUCUUGGGGGCUUGCCAGAAAAUAAAGCAGGGCUGGUCUUUCCAACAGAGGUGUGGACAGCACUUCUCAAUUACGGAUAUGUUGGCUGCAUCAGAGACUUGUUUAUUGAUGGCCAAAGCAAGGAUAUUCGACAAAUGGCUGAAAUUCAAAGCACUGCUGGAGUUAAACCCUCAUGCUCAAGAGAAACUGCAAAACCAUGCCUGAGCAACCCCUGUAAAAACAAUGGUGUAUGCAGGGAUGGGUGGAACAGAUAUAUCUGUGAUUGUUCUGGUACAGGCUACCUUGGCAGAUCAUGUGAGAGAGAGGCAACAGUUUUAAGCUAUGAUGGAAGUAUGUUUAUGAAGAUACAGCUCCCUGUUGUGAUGCAUACAGAGGCAGAAGAUGUGUCCUUACGGUUCAGGUCUCAGCGAGCUUAUGGCAUUUUAAUGGCAACUACUUCUAGGGAAUCUGCAGAUACACUUCGUUUAGAGCUGGAUGCAGGACGAGUUAAACUAACGGUCAACCUAGACUGUAUCAGGAUUAACUGUAAUUCCAGCAAAGGUCCAGAAACCCUUUUUGCUGGCUAUAACCUCAAUGAUAAUGAGUGGCACACGGUACGUGUGGUUCGUCGAGGAAAAAGUUUAAAGUUAAUGGUGGAUGACCAACAAGCUAUGACAGGUCAAAUGGCUGGUGAUCACACGAGACUGGAAUUCCAUAACAUAGAGACAGGAAUAAUAACAGAACGCCGCUACCUGUCCUCUGUUCCCUCUAAUUUCAUUGGACAUCUGCAGAGUCUCACAUUUAAUGGCAUGGCAUACAUUGACCUAUGUAAAAACGGAGACAUUGAUUAUUGUGAGCUAAAUGCCAGAUUUGGGUUCAGGAAUAUCAUAGCAGAUCCUGUCACCUUCAAAACAAAAGCAAGCUAUGUUGCACUGGCCACACUACAAGCCUACACAUCUAUGCACCUUUUUUUCCAGUUCAAAACAACAUCACUGGAUGGACUGAUACUCUAUAACAGUGGAGAUGGAAAUGAUUUCAUUGUAGUUGAAUUAGUUAAAGGGUAUUUACACUAUGUGUUUGAUUUGGGAAAUGGUGCGAAUCUCAUCAAAGGAAGUUCUAAUAAACCUCUGAAUGACAAUCAGUGGCACAAUGUGAUGAUAUCGAGGGAUACCAAUAAUCUUCAUACUGUGAAGAUUGACACUAAAAUCACAACACAAAGCACAGCAGGAGCCAGAAACUUAGACCUCAAAAGUGAUUUGUAUAUUGGAGGAGUGGCGAAAGAAAUGUAUAAAUCCUUACCAAAACUGGUACAUGCAAAGGAGGGAUUUCAAGGUUGCCUUGCAUCAGUUGACUUAAAUGGACGUCUGCCCGAUCUGAUCUCGGAUGCCCUGUUUUGCAAUGGGCAAAUAGAAAGAGGAUGUGAAGGCCCCAGUACCACAUGCCAAGAGGAUUCGUGUGCAAACCAAGGAGUGUGCUUGCAGCAGUGGGAUGGAUUCAGCUGUGACUGCAGUAUGACCUCCUUUAGUGGACCAUUGUGCAAUGACCCGGGAACAACAUAUAUCUUUAGCAAAGGUGGUGGACAAAUCACAUACACGUGGCCUCCUAAUGAUCGGCCAAGCACUCGUGCUGACAGACUGGCAAUAGGGUUUAGCACUGUUCAAAAAGAAGCAGUUUUGGUACGAGUAGACAGUUCUACUGGGCUUGGAGACUAUUUAGAGCUGCAUAUUCACCAGGGAAAAAUUGGAGUUAAGUUUAAUGUUGGAACUGAUGACAUCUCUAUCGAAGAGAUCAACGCAAUCAUUAAUGAUGGAAAAUACCAUGUAGUACGUUUUACAAGAAGUGGUGGCAAUGCCACAUUACAGGUGGACAGCUGGCCAGUUAUAGAACGUUACCCGGCAGGAAACAAUGAUAACGAGCGCCUGGCGAUUGCUAGACAGCGAAUUCCAUAUCGACUUGGUCGAGUAGUUGAUGAAUGGCUACUCGACAAAGGGCGUCAGCUUACAAUCUUCAAUAGCCAAGCAACCAUAAAAAUUGGAGGCAAAGAACAGGGUCAUCCAUUCCAAGGCCAGCUCUCUGGUCUUUACUACAAUGGCUUGAAAGUUCUGAAUAUGGCAGCUGAAAAUGAUGCUAACAUCGUGAUAGAAGGAAAUGUGAGACUUGUUGGUGAAGUGCCUUCUUCUAUGACAACUGAGUCAACAGCCACCGCAAUGCAGUCUGAGAUGUCCACGUCAGUUAUGGAAACUACCACCACUUUGGCCACAAGCACUGUCAGAAGAGGAAAGACCCCUACAAAAGAACCUAUUGGUCAGACCACAGAUGACAUCCUGGUUGCCUCGGCUGAAUGUCCCAGUGAUGACGAGGAUAUUGAUCCCUGUGAGCCGAGCUCAGGUGGGUUAGCAAAUCCUACCAGAGCAGGAGGAAGAGAAUACCCAGGCUCAGCUGAAGUGAUUCGAGAAUCCAGCAGCACAACAGGCAUGGUGGUUGGAAUCGUUGCAGCAGCGGCACUGUGUAUCCUAAUCCUUCUUUAUGCCAUGUACAAGUACAGAAACAGAGAUGAAGGCUCGUACCAUGUAGAUGAGAGUCGAAACUACAUCAGUAACUCAGCACAGUCCAAUGGGGCUGUGAUUAAGGAAAAACAGCCCAACAGUGCUAAAAGUUCCAACAAGAACAAGAAAAAUAAGGAUAAGGAAUACUAUGUCUGAUCCCAACAUCUAAGAGAACACUUGUAUAGAAAUAGUCUUCAUUUUAUCUGAGACAUAAUACAAACUUAUUUACUUUACUUUUUAUGAAGCACAUAAAAAAAGAAGACAGGGAACGCAAUCAGAAAGGAAAGACUGUUUUAAAAACAAGCAUUUCAUGCUCUUGUUUUUCAGAAACAGGAGCCAAUAAAUUUCUAAACAUCCACAGUGUUUUCACUUACUCUGCCUGUCUUUAUGUUGCUGGAACAUUUCUGAAAGACGAUGAUGACACCACGCAUUCAUAAAGCAACGAGUAUUACUACAACAUCAAGGCACAAUAUGAAACAAACUAAAUAAAAAAAACAAAACUCACACACACACACACACACAGAGAAAAAAAAAGAAGCUACCUAUGAUUCUGGAUUUAGCCAAAGUGCUAGCGCUUUCUUGAGAAGUAAGUUAGUCUUAUUGCCAGAGAAGACUGUCAUUAUAUAUGGUGACUCAACAAGCAAACAUAAAAAGUUUGCCACCUGGUGCAGUAAAACUGAUUGGAAACUUGCAUUUGAAAUGAAGUGCUGGCUUUUCUGAAGACUUAUGUAAAAACAUUUUCAAAAAGCCCCUUUCUGGUUGUGAGGAAAUAGUAUGGAGGCCUUAUUUUCAAAAACAAAACAAAAAAAUGUGGAAUAUAAGGCACAUUUUCACAAAAAGCAAACAAGAGGGCAUAGAUACAAUCAUUGGGAAAUUUUCAUGCACGCUUAAUAUGUUAUUACAUAUGUUUAUAUAAAACACAUCUAUAUGUGCUUUCUGGACCGUGAUAAGUGAUGUUUUAUAGCCUGUUGUAUAGAAAAUGCAAACUAUAUCUGCUCUUCAGCCAUUUUUGGUAAACUCAAUGUUCUAAGUGUUCCUAGAUAUAGAAAGUUUUAUGACAUCUGGAGCAACAGACAUAAAUUCAGUUUUUUGCAGCCACUAUAAAUUGUCACAAAUUUCUUCCUUUUUUUUUAAAUUUACAGUGUAGUGAUUAUACUAAGGGGAUGUGUAUGAAUGUAUAUAAGAGUCAGCUAAUUUUUUUCUUACCUGUACAGCCUCUAUUCUGUUGCAAUUCAGUUAUAGUAGUUUGUAUGAAAGAAGUGGAUUAAAAAGCAAAAAAUAUAUAUCUAUUGUAACUUUCCUCUCCCCUCUAGUCCCCGUCCCCUGCUCCCAAUGUACAUCAAUAAAGUCAAUCAGAAUCACAGAUUUUCCCAUAAAUGUACCACAUUCAUAAAUGAGUUAUCAUUUAGCAAGGUAAAGUGACUUUUGGGCUCUAAUCAAGGUUUCAUCACUGAAUAGUCUGUUUUGCUUUACAGAAAUCUUGCUCCCCAGGAAACUAUGAAAAAGUUUAAUUCCUUGUGAAUCUUAAUAUGAAUCAUACAGCAUGUAUCUGUCAUUCUUUUACUACACUGUUGGUUGGUAAGAGACCUAAAAAGGUCUACCACUUUAAAUUACUUCCACUGAGGAAUUACCCUUCCCCUAAAUAAAUAAAUAAAUAAGUUGAGGUGCAUCUUGCUAAACAUUUUUCAAAGAUGUGCAUUUUGUCAUAUAAAUAACAAGGAGUCCAGUGGCACCUUAAAGACUAACAGAUUUA